AUGAAAUCGGUUGUGGCUCUGCUGUGUCUGGUGGCUCUCGCAGCCGCUGCACCACGCUCGGUGCAAACCAAGUAUGGCUUCCCCAGUGGACGCGUCGUUGGAGGAAUAGAUGCACUGCCGGGCGAGUUCCCGUCGAUUGUGUCGAUCCAGCGUGUGAUCCUCGUCAUAUCCGCCCACGUGUGCGGUGGUAGCAUCCUGAGCAACUUCUGGGUCCUGACCGCUGCUCACUGCAUCACCGAAAACCCAGCUACGGCUACCUUCCAGAUCUGGGCCGGUGCGCACGAUACUUCCGUCGACGAGCCCAGCCGUCAGAUUAUCGGCGUUGCCAGCAGCACCGUACAUCCGGACUACCUGGGAGGCGUUAACCCGACCGAUAUCGCUGUUAUGCGUCUGGCUUCUCCACUUACCUACACGGAUCGUAUUCAACCGAUCGUCCUGCCCGUCCCUGGUAGCACUCCGACUGGUCCAGCGACCCUUGCUGGAUGGGGCUCCACCGGUGGUACCCUGCCGACCCUGCCCAACAUCCUGCAGAAGGUUACGAAGCCACUGAUCACCUACGCUGAAUGCGAAGCCGCCGCCGGCAUUGACUCUCCGCUCGGACCGACCAACAUCUGCACCGGCCCGCUGACCGGUGGAGUGUCUGCCUGCUCCGGAGAUUCUGGUGGCCCACUGUACACGAUCCAGGGCGGACAGCAGGUACAGGUCGGUAUCGUGUCGUGGGGAUGGAUCCCGUGCGGUACGGUCGGUUUCCCGUCGGUCUACGUCGGUCUGUCGCACUAUCUCGACUGGGUCCAGGACAACACCAACUAA
This is a messenger RNA of Anopheles marshallii, 810 nucleotides long. RefSeq names its product trypsin-1-like. NCBI's taxonomy places the organism in Eukaryota, Metazoa, Arthropoda, Insecta, Diptera, Culicidae. The transcript is spliced from 2 exons. The record is from RefSeq and is a predicted model, not a curated record. Gene Ontology annotation, biological process: proteolysis. Gene Ontology annotation, molecular function: serine-type endopeptidase activity. The coding region runs from base 1 to 810 and encodes 269 amino acids.